Chaetomium strumarium is the source of this 3461-nucleotide messenger RNA. RefSeq names its product BRO1-like domain-containing protein. The record is from RefSeq and is a predicted model, not a curated record. Gene Ontology annotation, molecular function: protein binding. The transcript has 3 exons. NCBI's taxonomy places the organism in Eukaryota, Fungi, Ascomycota, Sordariomycetes, Sordariales, Chaetomiaceae. Gene Ontology annotation, cellular component: endosome. The coding region runs from base 175 to 3144 and encodes 989 amino acids. Gene Ontology annotation, biological process: protein transport to vacuole involved in ubiquitin-dependent protein catabolic process via the multivesicular body sorting pathway.
UUACUUCUCGUCCGCCAUUAUCUUUAGUCCAACUGUCAACCCUGGUGCUCCCUGAAUUCACCCGUCAACAGUUCAGGAUUUGCUGCGCGACGACGCCAGGGCAACAAUAGCGACACCGGGCCCAAGAUCGUCACGUCUGCCCUGCUCCUCGCCGGCUCACCACGCCCGCCCACCAUGACGCAAACGCCCAUGAUUUCGGUGCCCCUCAAGGCCACCAACGAAAUCGACUGGGUUACUCCGCUUAAGUCCUACAUUCAGAACACAUACGGCGACGACCCAGAGCGAUAUGCCGAGGAGUGCGCUACCCUGAACCGGCUACGGCAGGAUAUGCGGGGCGCUGGGAAGGACAGUACCGCGGGGAGGGAUCUGCUGUACCGUUACUACGGCCAGCUCGAGCUCUUGGAUUUGCGCUUCCCGGUCGAUGAGCAGCAUAUUAGGGUCUCUUUUACUUGGUUCGAUGCGUUCACACACAAGCCCACGUCGCAGUACUCGCUUGCGUUCGAAAAGGCCUCGAUCAUCUUCAAUAUCUCGGCAGUCCUAUCCUGCCAUGCCGCCAUCCAGACGCGAAGCCAAGAGUCGGGCCUCAAGCAGGCUUACCACUCCUUCCAGGCCUCGGCCGGAAUGUUCACCUACAUUAACGAAAACUUCUUGCAUGCCCCUUCCUCCGACCUGAGUAGAGAUACGGUGAAGACGCUCAUAAACAUCAUGUUGGCCCAAGCCCAAGAAGUGUUCCUGGAGAAGCAGAUUGGGGAUCAGAAGAAAAUCGGGCUCCUGGCGAAGCUGGCCAGCCAAGCUGCUACGCUGUAUGCCCAGGCGCUGGAAGGGGUGCAGGAGAACGUCACCAAGGCGAUAUUCGAGAAGGUCUGGCUUUUGAUGGUGCAGGUCAAGUUCAAUUACAUGACCUCGGUCGCCCAGUACUACCAGGCGCUUGCUGAUGACGACGCCAACGCACACGGCAUGGCCGUUGCCCGCCUCCAGGUCGCGGAGGGCCACGCACGGGACGCGAACAAGAUUGCCAACAGUUUCCCAAGCUCUGUACCGCCUAGCUCAAACCUGACAACAGAGUGCAGCGCUAUCUUGGCCGAGGUGACCAAAAGACACUUGUUAACGGUGCAGCAAAAGCUAAAGGAGUUGACAAAGGACAAUGAUUUCAUCUACCAUGACCCCGUGCCUGACGCAGCAGCCGUGCCCGCCGUCGCAAAGCUGCCCGCCGCGAAGCCGAUUCCAGUCAGCGAGCUGUACGCCGGGCAGGAUAUCCAACGGAUCACGGGGCCCGACCUAUUCGCAAAGAUAGUGCCGCUGGCAGUCACGGAGUCGGCGAGCCUAUACGACGAAGAGAAGGCAAAACUAGUGAGAGCCGAGACGGAGAGGGUGGAUACCGCGAACAGCGAGAUGGCCGCAAGCCUGGAUUAUCUGAGGUUGCCCGGCGCCCUACAGGUUCUGAAGGGAGGGUUUAACCAGGAAAUCCAACCCGAAGAGGACUUCCGAACAUGGUGCGUCGAUGUUUCUGACCACGAAGACCCUGCCGCGAUAUUCGACUUCCUACACUCGCAGAAGCAAUCGAUAGUGGCCAUACUAGAGAGGAGCAGCAAGCAGUUGGACAUGGAGGAGAGUGUGUGCGAGAAGAUGAGGUCAAAAUACGAGUCGGAAUGGACGCAGCAGCCCAGCUCCCGGCUCACCACCACCCUGAGGAGCGAUAUACGGAAUUACCGGGAAGCCCUGGAGGAAGCCAGUAACAGUGACCGCCAGCUAGCCGCGAAGCUGCGGCAGAAUGAAAACGAGUUUGCUGAGAUGCGUUCUGCCGCCGAGAGUGGCGAGAUUGAUGCCCUCUUUCAACGAGCCGUGAAGAAGGUGCGGAAGUCGAGCAGUGCCAACAGCCCGUCUACGGAGCCCAGUCUGCUGGACGCCGACUUUGACGAUGGCGGGCCCACCGUUGUCGAGCAGAUUGCAAAGGUGGAAGAUAUUCUCAAGAAGUUGAACCUCAUCAAGAGAGAGCGCAUCCAAGUGCUCAAGGACCUGAAGGAGAAGGCCCACAAUGACGAUAUAUCCCAAAUCUUGAUCUUGAAUAAGAAGUCUAUUGCCAACUAUGAGCAACAGCUCUUCCAACAGGAGCUCGAGAAAUACCGACCGUAUCAGAAUCGCCUGGUCCAGGCGACACAUAAGCAAGCAGCCUUGAUGCGGGAGCUAACCGUAGCUUUCAACGGCCUUUUGCAGGACAAGCGAGUCCGGGCGGAGCAGAGCAAUUACGAGUCUUUCCAGCGCCAGAGGGGUGCGGUGAUUAGCAAGUACAAGCGGGCGUACCAGGAGUUCUUGGAUCUCGAAGCCGGCCUGCAGAGCGCAAAAGCCUGGUACAAGGAGAUGAAGGAGACGGUAGAGAGCUUGGAGAAGAACGUCGAGACUUUCGUCAACAACCGACGGGCCGAGGGCGCCCAGCUGCUGAACCAGAUCGAGCAGGACCGGGCCGCUAGCAAGAGUGCGCAAGCUGCGUUGGAACAGGAGCGGCUAAGGGGCCUUAUGGAGCGCAUGUCGAUGGAGCAGCCACCGACUUCUCCGCAGCCAGCAUCCACACGGCCAACGCCCGCUCCGCUCUCCUUCAGCUCGGCGCCCAUGUAUCCCAAGACAAACUUUGCCGGGCAAUAUCAGCUUCCCAGCUCACCUCCGCCGACACAAACGGCGGCUCCGCAGUCCUACAUGCAGCAGUCGGGCCAGACUUUCACCUACAAUCCUAGUUCCCACGGCCGCAUUCCCGGGCCGACGUCACCUCCGCCAACACAAAGCACGUUCAACAUCGGCCCCAUGCGCCAGGGCCCCGCUUCUCCGCCGCCUACGCAAACGUCCUUCUCCCAGCCGACGAGAUACAGCACAUAUGGCAAUCCAGCCGUGAUGUCUCCUCAGCAGCAGCAGCAGCAGCCACCAGCGCCGCAGCAACAACAACAGCAGCAGCAGCAGCAGCAUGCCGCCUAUAUCCCACCCAACUUUGUGCCGCCUCCACCUCCGCCGGGACCACCGCCACUCGGACCCCAGCAAACAAUACACUAUGGGUACUAUCCGGGUGAUCCGAAUGCGGGUCGGCCAGGGUCGGCGCAGCAGCACCCAGCGCAGGGACAGCAGGACCCGUGGGCUGGGUUGAGUGCUUGGAAAUGAGGUCUACGCAGUAUAGUUGGUAUAUGGAAAGGGGGGGCUUGCGAACACGGGUGUCACAAACAUGGUUGCCCAUUGCCGUAGGACCAGCUCAGAUAUUUCGGCUGACGGCAGAAGAGGAAGAGGAGGUCGGGCUGGACUGUGGCUGCUGCCCGGUCCACAUGAAACAUCGAUGGAGGAACAUACCUUGGGCGGUUGUGGCAGAUGGACAGGGUUAGAGGGUAGACGCCGGCUUACGGCGGGGGAGUUGCAUUAGAUCCCAAUGAGGCAAAUUUAUGAACGGAUUACCUAGUAUAUGAUGAACGACGCCUUGAAAUGAG